CUCUCCCUCCUCAUUCCUCUUCCUCAUCAAUCCCUCUCCCUCACCAGUCACCACACCACACAGCAAAACCCUAACCAAACCCUAGCCCACCGCCCCCCUGUCUCCCUCCAGCCCCCGGUCGACAUGGGAGUAAUAAUAAUGGUGUGAGGGCGGUUCCUCUCCUUCCGGUUCCAAUCUCCCAACUUUCUUCCGUCGGUGCCUCGCCGGCAUGUCCGCCUUGGCGUCCGGCUCCGGCUCCGGCUCCACCUCCGCUCGCGACGCGGAUGACGUCGCGAUCCUAUUAAGGAUCUUGAAGGUGACGGGCGCGGACUGCGACCAUCUCUCCGCCUCGCAGAAGGACAUCCUCGCCCGCGCCCACUGCAUCGGCACCGGCGGCGGCGUGGAGGAGGAAGAAGAGGAGGCCGAGGUGAUCAGCACGCCGCCUCUCACACUGCAGCACCCGCUGAGGCAGGGCCAAAGCCAGCAAGGUCAGGCGGGGGAGGGGGAGGAUGGCGUCGCCAUGUGCUCCAUGCCCUUCGCCCAGACUCACCCUUCCUCUCCUUCUUCCGCUUCCUCGGAUAGCCGGCAGCGGAAGCCACGGAAGCCGCGCAAGCCUACGAGGAAGGUGAGAGCCGGCACCAAGAUCUGGCCUCCCACCCCCACUGCGACUGCGACUCCCACUCUGGCUCCGGCUCCGGCUGCGACUGCGACUGCGACUGCGACUCCGCCUGCGACUGCGACUGCGACUGCGACUGCGACUCCGCCUGCGACUGCGACUGCGACUGCGACUGCGACUGCGAAUGCGACUCCGCCUGCGACUGCGACUGCGACUGCGACUGCGCCUCCGGCUCCGCCUGCGACUGCGACUGCGAGCCCUAGCCCCGAACUCGACCCUCUCGUUAGGAUGGUGCUCAUGGUCCCCACCGCUCCUCUUCCACCCACCGGUUAUAAGAACAUCCUCGAGCUUGCUCGCAGCCGCGGGCUCUUUGAUCCCCCGCCUCCUCUUCCAACCACCGGUCAAGAUGAAUGAGGUUCCAAAACGAGGACCUCAUUCCAUAAGUGGAGCAAGGUGUGGAAAUCUUAAGACUAAUGUCCUAUAUUUCCAUUAACAAGUGCAAGCAAGCAAGGAGCAGCCAAUGAUCAAGGACAAAGACCUUUGUUCGAGCUUGGGUUCCGAAGGAUCUGAGAAUAAAUAGCCUGAUUCCUGUAACCUGCUUUACUUUUGUAGUGUCUGCUGAAUGGUAUGCUAGCUAUUUUGGUCACCUAGCUCUUGAUCCCUGGGUGAUUGGAGUAAUGGCUGUAAACUCCUGCUUUACUUUUGUAGUGUCUGCGCUUGUUAAUGCUGGUGCUAUGUAAGCUGAAUGGUAUGUUAGCUAUUUUGGUCACCUUGCUCUUGAGCCCUGGGUGAUUGGAGUAAUGGCUGUAAACUCUGUAGUUUCGUUGCUUUCAAGUAAUGAAAUCUGGGUUUCCCUGUGGUGGGAAAAAACACUAUUCUUUUUUGAAGAUUUAACUUAGAUGAGUAGUCUCUUGCGGCUC
Sorghum bicolor (sorghum) is the source of this 1515-nucleotide messenger RNA. Its product is annotated as mucin-2. Lineage: Eukaryota; Viridiplantae; Streptophyta; Magnoliopsida; Poales; Poaceae. The coding region runs from base 209 to 1009 and encodes 266 amino acids. The record is from RefSeq and is a predicted model, not a curated record. The transcript is spliced from 2 exons.